AUGGAGCGGGAGUACGAAUUCUUCGUGACGACGGACGAAUCUCACCAACCAGAUGGCGCUUCUAGGGGACUUAUUCGCCGCCUUGUUAUGCGUCAUUUCUUUGAGGCUAAGUCAUCUACCCCGGCAAAUAACUCAUCGGAGUACAACUCAGCGUCAACGGUCCAGGCGAAGACUCAACUGCAGUCUAGGUUCAGGUUAUCGAAAGCAGGACAAACGCCAACGGGAUCCGGUUCAAAUGCAAAGGGUAAGAAUUCUGAGCACAAGAAGAAUAAAGUUGUAGGUGAAAAUAAAGAUAAACGCCUAAAAUCGACAAGGAAGCUCUCUGGCACACCUGACAUGACCGAAGCGUCUGACCAAUCGGUGAGGAGCCGUACAGGCAGCCGGAAAGCAUCACCUAAGGAGAAUGGAAGAGGAGAGGUCUCUAAAGAAAAGCCCCGAUUACUGUUGAAAGCCAAUCCUAAUUCAAAUCGGUUCGAUCCGUUCGAUGUUCUACCAGUUCCGGGAACUGCCCACCUUGAUAUGCUCUUCAAAUUGUAUAAGAGCGGAUCUCGUGCAAAUGCUAUCGCUAUUAACGCCCGCAACACUUGGUGGCCUUUUAUAUCGAAUGACGCGGGGUUGCUUCAUGCUACUUUAGCAACCUGGGCCGUGUACGGCAUUUUGGUACGAGGGAUGAGUGAUCUAGCUGUUGACAAAUUGAGGCACAAGAAUGAAGCUAUUAAACACAUCAAUUCAAAGAUUGACUGCCCAAGGGGUCGAAUGUCUGAUGAAUUGGUUGGCACUGUCCUAACUCUUGCGAGCUUUGAGAAUCUUCUAGGUGCCUAUGAAGCAGCUCAAUUGCACAUUCAGGCACUAAAACGCAUUGUUAAUGCUAGGGGUGGUCUGUUUGCCUUCGGGCAUAACGACGGUCUUGUGAGAGGCAUUAUAUGGGUCGACUUUCACUCCGCAACCGCGUUCCACCACGCGCCAUCCUUCCCUCUGAUCCGCCUCCAUCCCGACACACCGGCACUGCCAGAUGGAUUGCUUGAAGAAGCUGCGUUCACAUCGCCAACCUCGCUUCUUCAGCUCUCAGUGGCAUCUAUUGACUGCUUCAACAUUUUCUACCGCUUGCAUCGCCUCGCACUAGCAGCUACCGAUCAUUGGCUACCGAAGGUCCAUCGGAUUACGCUAAGCAACCUUCUUUACGAAACCGAAUACACCAUACUUUCGGUGCCUGAUUACUCGCGAGACUUCCUUGACUUUGAUCUCGAGCCGGAAGUGGAGGUGAUGGAAGACUAUGAGAAAAGGGCGGCGACGGCGAAUGGUGCGAGUGUCGUGGAGGCUGUUCUGGCCACUGUUCAGAUCUUCAUCUACGCCUCGCUUCGCGAAAUCCCUCCCAAAGCGAAGAUAUUUAGCAUACUUCUAGAAAGGGUGCGUGUAGCUAUAGAUCGACCCAAUAUUUCGAUGCUAGAGGUCUGGAGGAAGGAGAAGAACCUCAAUAUCCUUGUAUGGGUAGUGGUUGUUGCCACCACCCUGGCACCUACGUGGGGAGGACGGAGGUGGUGGAUUGGAAGGGUAGGUGAAGUAGUAGAAGAGCUUGGUAUUCAUGGGGAGCAGGAACUCCAAAGAUCAGUACAACGGGUCGCCUGGACGGACAUCUUCUUUGGCAACGUGCUUAGGAGCAUAUGGGAAGAAGUGACGGAGUACCUGGGCGACGUUGGGAGAGUUAAUACAAAUCUGGCGAGAGAUAGAGAACCAAGUGAGUUUGCAAGCCUGCAACCUACAUUACCAGAGGGGACGCCAUCGUCGCUUCCAGUGGAGUAUGUGAGGGGAAGAUGGAAAGUAGAUGGAUGGUACAUUUGA
Lindgomyces ingoldianus is the source of this 1839-nucleotide messenger RNA. RefSeq lists its product as uncharacterized. Bases 1 to 1839 code for a protein of 612 amino acids. The transcript is spliced from 4 exons. NCBI's taxonomy places the organism in Eukaryota, Fungi, Ascomycota, Dothideomycetes, Pleosporales, Lindgomycetaceae. The record is from RefSeq and is a predicted model, not a curated record.